CUUCCUUAAAGCGUGAACAGUGCUACUCUCAGGAGAUCCCUAAGUAGUUUAAACGGGCUAUGAAGGAAAUGUUGCAUGUUUUAUGACACCAUACCAUGUUUGAACUUGAAGACAGAAAUGCAGCGCGUCUGUGACAAGAGAACAUCAUUAUAUUGAUGAAUCGUUGAGGUCAGGUUGGCGUUGCUGUGUGGGCAUGGGUGCUUUCCCUCGCUGGUCCAAAUGGCGAGUAAAGGGAGCGACGAGGUGGAAAAAUUGAAGACAAAGUUCAUGUCAAUGUGGCACAAUGUGAAGUACAGUUGGGCACUUAAAUCCAAGACGCCAUUCAGUAGAAACUCCCCAGCGUUUCUUCUGGGGAAGUGCUAUCAUUUUAAGGCAGAAGAUGACGACUGUGCCUCUGAAGACUGGCAUGAAUUCUCUGAUAACCUCGUCAUGGGGAACGUAGAGGCUUUCCGAAAAGAUUUUGCAUCUCGUUUGUGGCUAACGUACCGGGAAGAUUUCCCUCCGCUGCCAGGCAGCACUCUGACCUCAGACUGUGGCUGGGGCUGCAUGCUGAGGGUUGGGCAGAUGAUGAUGGCUCAGGCUCUUGUUCUGCAUGUCUUGGGCAGAGACUGGUCUUGGCCGGAGGCGCUCACCCUCCAGCCCUUAGAUGUAGAAACGCGGACCACCACAGCAGCUAAGCGACUUGUCGCUUCUCUGCAGGGCAACCCCAGGAUUUCUGAAAGCAGACAGUCUCUUGCACCUCAAGCCCAGGCAUCAGGAUCAGCAGAGGAAGCAGAUGCACAUUUGAAGGAGAUGGACCACAGAAAUCUGGUGUCCUGGUUUGCGGACGUCUCCUCAGCUCCACUGGGUCUGCACAGUCUGGUCCGUUUAGGAAUGAUGAUUGGAAAACAGGCAGGGGACUGGUAUGGACCAGCUAUGGUAGCACACAUCUUGAAGGAAGCUGUCAAGGAAGCGAUGGAGCCUGGCUUGGCGAGUAUAACUGUCUACGUCUCCCAGGACUGCACAGUGUACAAUGAGGAUGUCAUGGACUGCCACAAGGCCCUGAAAGCAGGAGAAACCUCUGGUGAGGCAGCAGAUAGUCCUCCUGUUGCACAAAAAAGCCAACCGUCAACAACCCCCACACUGCCAGAGAACCAAGCUGUCGUCAUCCUCAUCCCUGUGAGGCUCGGAGGAGAAAGGACAAACCCAGAGUAUUUUGACUUUGCAAAAAGGCUAUUGCGUCUGGAGUACUGCAUAGGCAUCAUUGGAGGGAAGCUCAAGGAGGCCUGCUACUUUGUGGGAUUUCAAGGUCAGUGCCAGCAUAAUGGAAAAUGGAGAAAGAUACAUUCACGCAGAGAUGACAGCUUGAUUUACAUGGACCCUCAUUACUGUCAGUCUUUUGUGAAUGUCAGCACCAGCGAUUUCCCUCUUCAGUCAUACCAUUGCCCCUCACCAAAGAAGAUGCCUUUCAGCAAGAUGGAUCCAAGCUGCACUAUUGGUUUCUAUUCUAGAAGUGCUCAAGAUUAUGAGAGAAUCAGGGAAGAAGUGUCCAAGUUGCUGGAGCCAUCAAUGAAGGAGAAAUAUCCGCUGUUUACUUUUUUGCAAGGUCGCAGCGCAGAUUAUGACCUGUCGGCGGGUCUGAGCACAGAGAAGCGGGAAUGGCCCUUUCUUAGGGAAUCGCGCAGAACCGUCACCACAGCUGGAGACUUUGUGCUUCUCUGACAGUCCAGUUUGACGGUACAAGAAAUGUUCCUUCAUAACGAUUCUAACUGUUGAAAUUCACUGCAUUAUGUCUGUCAGUGUUUGUCUGGCAGUGCAAACUGUGGAUUAUUCUUUUUGGGAAGUUAUUUGACAUUAUGUGGAGUUCUACUGAAUCUAAAUUCAUAACAUUUUUUUACAUGUAGAAUUAAUAAGAAAUCUUUGUAUUUUGCAUCACUAUUUAUAUUUUUGUAGUCAGUAUGUUUAUAUCAAUGGUUCAGACAUCUUAAGUUGUCAAAAGUUGGGUUUCAUUUGUAAAAUUAACUUGAUGUAAAAAAAAAAAAAAAAAA
This is a messenger RNA of Xiphophorus maculatus (southern platyfish), 2027 nucleotides long. It is a transcript of the gene atg4c, whose product is annotated as autophagy related 4C cysteine peptidase. Bases 220 to 1701 code for a protein of 493 amino acids. The transcript is spliced from 11 exons. Lineage: Eukaryota; Metazoa; Chordata; Actinopteri; Cyprinodontiformes; Poeciliidae. The record is from RefSeq and is a predicted model, not a curated record. Gene Ontology annotation, molecular function: protein-phosphatidylethanolamide deconjugating activity.